GUAUUGAACUGGUUAAAAAAAUUAUGGAGGUAAGAAUAUCACCUAUAAUCUUCAAAUAGAGAUCAUUGGUUCUUCUUCCACCUCUUAGUUUUGCUUUUGGUACCCAUGAGUUGAGACUAGAGUUGAUUUCCAUUGCUUAAAGUCGGUGUACAGUCUGAACUAUUUGGCCUACAUCAAACUAUGGCCAGUCUUGGAAUCUUUAAGUUAGGAUUGUUUCUAUGUACACUGCUGUUUAUCAGCUGAGCAAUACUGGUAUUGUAGACUUGGCUGUUACAGUGACAAGUCUUGCACAUAGCUUUGCUUGUGACGGUUUGGAUACGCAGUUAUUUCUUAUAGCGAAAUUUUGGGGUUCAAACCUAGGUUCAACAAUUUGCAAGAAUCUCUACCAAAAACGGUAGAGACUUAUCGUACUUAGUGAAAGAUUUUUUAUGACUAUUCUUUGAGUCCUUAGAUUGUUCAUAGCAGCUGAUUUUGGCAUAUGAGGAGCGUAAAAUUUUGAGGUCAGGUAUAAAUUUUUAAGGUUACGCUUAAUCAUUUUUAUUCAGAAUAGUUCCUAAUGUCCCAUUUUUAUCUCUGAAACCCCUCCCUUAACAAAGUUGUGCAAAGGAUCAGACUUAGAAGUUGGAGUUGCUAGCUGUCGUUGUGCAAAAACUGUUUGCUAAGGAAUUUUUAUUCCAACAAAUUCGGUGCUGAGCUUAAGUUUCUCUUAACAAAUGCUGAAUCUUUGGUAGUCUAGGAUGGCAGUAAAGUUUAGCAGAGUAAAGGGAAAUUUAUGAGGAUCACCAAUUUUCCCGAUUAAUGAGGCCUUAAAUUACCUGAAAUAAUUAUUGCGCCCCAUCUUCUUGAGCCACUUGGACUGUUUUGGAGCAAUUUUGGGAUUGCUAGAGAUACAAGUCCAAUAUCCCUUUAGUUCUUUGUAAGCACUUUGGAAUAUUUUAACGAAGACGGUGAAUCCUAGAUAUUAGGAUAAACUCUUAGAGCACUUGAAAACUUUCCUGAGCGAAAUUAGUUCAGGUCCUAGGGCGUAAUUAGCUCCAUCUUGGCGUAUUUUCGUAAAAUUUCAGGGGAUUUGUCACUCCAGCAUUUUGCUGUAGUAAUGCCUUUUAAAGAGAAAUUUUGGAGCAAAGUUAUAAUAUUUAUGAAUAUUAAAAAGUCAAUGAGUGGAUCAGAGUGGAACUCUGAGUAAGGGGUGCCUUUGAGGCAUUAUUUACAGUCAUAAUUCCAAAUUCUCCCUACUUAGCUCUUUUAUUUAUCUUUUCUGGUAAACAGUAUUUCAGUGAUCAUUUUUAUAGAGACUAUAGCCUCCAGCAGAACGAAGGGAGCCCAAGGAGGUCUAAGCGAGCCUAUUACACCACAGAUAUGUUAGUAGUGCUGAACAAGUGGAUAGAGGAUCAUAUCGAGUAUCCCUACCCAAAUUCGGAUGAAUUCAAAGCUCUUAGUGAUCAGACUGGGCUUGAUGAGAAGCAAGUUAGAAUAUGGUUCACUAACACUCGUAAGAGAAGGCUCAGAAUUACUCGUGAAGAGUUCAAAUUCAAACAGAAUACCUUUAUUCGAAACUUAAUUGAGAGUCAACAACAAGAUUCGCUGAAUAGUGCUCCAGUGCCCACAUUAGAUCAAGCUGUUCAGACAGACCCAGUCAUUAAGCAAGAGUAUGAGAGAAGUACUCAUAGAAAGAGCAUGAGAGAGUCAUCAAAUUACAGCCAAUUUUGGUCAGCUGAUUACUUCAUCAAGAACAUCUUCUUCACUGCCGAAGUGGUUGAUCUCAACGAGAUGUGACUUUGAGACGACAGCUUUGUCGAAUACCUGGCUGGAUUAGGCUUCUGAACCUGCUCUAGUCUUUAAAUAUCAAAAAUAAUUGCUAAAGCAUAACUUUUACAGCUU
Molecule: messenger RNA, 1881 nt
Organism: Moneuplotes crassus
Lineage: Eukaryota; Ciliophora; Spirotrichea; Euplotida; Euplotidae
Source: the annotation of a GenBank genome assembly